Molecule: messenger RNA, 2400 nt
Organism: Knipowitschia caucasica
Lineage: Eukaryota; Metazoa; Chordata; Actinopteri; Gobiiformes; Gobiidae
Source: the annotation of a GenBank genome assembly
AUGUUUCCACCUGGAUGGAUCCUUUAUGUUCUUUUACUGACUCCUACUCUGACGCUCUGCAUUUUGGACAUUUCCAGAAACGACAGAGCAGUUACAUGCUCUCAGGAUCUCGUGGACUGCUCUUUGACAAAUGGGACUUUUUUGGAUUCAAACUCGGUGGACGUCACUGACCUGAGUGCCCGUGUGAAGCUGUGCUGCGAAGGAGACACGUGUGCUUACUGUCUGCAGCUCGAUCUUAAAGUCAGAGUGAACAAAAUCAGUGACGAAGAGGGCAGCUCUGGUCUGAAGCAGGACGACUCUGACGAAACCAAAGACAAUGAAGAUGAAAUGUGUUCUGUGACAGUGUGUUACAAAACACAAGAAACAUUCCCCAUAUGUAAAAUGGUGCAGUUUGCUGUAAACCAAAGCAGGUCUUUUCAGCAGAGCAUUGCACAGAUUUCUAUGACAGUCUUCAAUGCUAAAUUUACCCAUGAAAACAUUCUUUUGAUUGAGUCACCUGAAGCGCCAAACAUACGCAGUAAAAUUGAUGUUCCUUUGCUUGCACAAGUGUGUAGAUCCAACAUAAGCCAUUAUGUAAAGGAGUGCAAAGUUCCCAAAUUAAGCUUUUUGAUCAACAAGAAGCAAAACUAUGUGGAGCUGAGUUUUCGUGACAAUGACACCAGUACUAACCAAGUGUGCAUCCAGAAUGAAACAGAAGGCGACUGCAAGUUGUGGGAUAACAAACCUCUGCCUCUGGAUUCCAUGGCGCCUUGUACGUGCUUCCAGGCGUGGAAACACACGGACCCACAGCUGCGCUCCAUAACCUGCCCAUUCGAAAACAACCUGACAAUUAACCAUGGUCCAAAUAUUUUGAAGAACUUCACGCUGACUGUGGAAAAUAACAUUUACAAGUCUAUCACGAGACUGCGGUGGAAGAUGGCUGCCCCCUGCUGGCUGGAAGGAGAAGUGUGGCCCUGCAAGAGGACUAGAGGUCACCACGUCUGCACUGAAAUAGAGACUUUUAGGCAACAAAUAGGCAAAGACCAAUGGGAGAAAAGUAGCACGGGUCUUUGGGAGAAAACAGACGUUUUUUCUAACAUAACUCUAAAAAAUCACCCUUGUGUUAUGUUAAAGAUCAAAGGAGUUAAGGAAGAAAUGGGGCCAUAUUGUUAUAACAGCAUCCAUCGAUGGCGCUGGAGUGUCUUUGGUGUGGCUAUGAUGCUGCUCUUCACUGUAGCUCUCCUGAUCACCUUUUGCCUUAGGGACUUUAUCAAAAAGUCAGUGUGGAGCUGGCGUCAUGGGGGAUUUGUCAAAAUUCACAAAGCUCGAGUGCUGGUGCUGAGUCCUCCAGACAGCGAUGGAGAUGUCUCAUCUGCAGUCUGCAGCCUGGGCUCUCUGCUCUGCUCCAGAGGUUUCUGUGUGACUGUGGAUCAGUGGAGCCGUAGAGGGCAGCUCAGCUCAGGACCUCUGCCCUGGACCCACUGUCAGCUGUUCAGUGUGGACAGCAGCUGUGAGCGUGUGGUGCUGGUGCUCACUCCUAAAGCUGUGAACAAGGCUCUUGGGUGGAGUGCUGUGGACAGUCCAGACCUGCAUGAUGAAUCUCCUUACUCAGAUGUCUUCAGAGCGUCUCUGUUUGCCAUUCAGGCCUUCAAGAACCAGGACAAGCAGGGUGCAGUAAUAGAUGCCUUCAUGUUUGGUGAGCAGAUGGUUGAGAGGGGCGUGUGGAGGCUUGUGUGGGUCCUUCUACACGCUGCUUGGCUGGGCUGCGUGCUGACCACUGAGACACGCACCUGUCCCCCGUCCUGCAGCAAAUGUUCCACUUCAGACCAGUGCGAUGAGUGUGGGAGAGGAUGGCUUCUCCAUAAUGGCACAUGUGUAGACAUUGACGAGUGUGGCACCAAGUUGGGUGUGUGUUCCUCAGACAGCUACUGCCUCAAUAAGGCUGGAUCUUAUGAGUGCAGAGACUGUGAUGCGGCGUGUGUGGGCUGUAUGGGCGGUGGACCAGCCCGGUGCAGGAAAUGUGCCUCCGGAUAUAGACUAACAGGGACCAGGUGCUUGGACAAAGAUGAAUGCAGUGAGUUGGUUCUGGCCUGUCCUGGUUUGGAUGAGAUCUGCGUCAACACUAAAGGCACGUUUCGUUGUGACUGUGCAAAGGGGUUCAUCCGCAAAGACCACGCAUGUGUGAAAAAGCAACUGCCAGGUGACCUUGACAAAGGGUUGUUUGAGGACAUCCAGGACGAUGAGGUGGUGGUCCUGCAGCAGAUGUUCAUGGGGGUCCUGCUGUGUGCUCUCGGGACAAUGGCGGCCAAAGGAGACCUGGUAUACACCUCCAUUUUGAUCGGGGCAAUAGCAGCAAUGGCGGGGUAUUGGCUUUCGGACAGAAGUGAUCGCAUUCUGGACAGCUUUAUAAAAGGACGUUAA